Tricharina praecox is the source of this 2187-nucleotide messenger RNA. Its product is annotated as DNA polymerase alpha/epsilon subunit B-domain-containing protein. The transcript has 3 exons. Gene Ontology annotation, molecular function: DNA binding. Bases 66 to 2129 code for a protein of 687 amino acids. Gene Ontology annotation, cellular component: epsilon DNA polymerase complex. The record is from RefSeq and is a predicted model, not a curated record. Lineage: Eukaryota; Fungi; Ascomycota; Pezizomycetes; Pezizales; Pyronemataceae. Gene Ontology annotation, biological process: error-prone translesion synthesis; DNA-templated DNA replication.
GUGAGAAUUAACCACGACACAUCGCAAUAUCCAAAACACGGGCCGAUCGAUAGAAACAACACAAGAUGCCUCCCCAGACUCAAAGCAAGCCAAAAACAACCCUCACGUCCUUCCUGCGGCGUGCUCCCGGCCCGCCCUCCAGCGAGCUCACCAGUGACCCCUUCGUCCCUCUGCCGCCCUCCUCCACUCCCUUCCGUGGCAGUCCAGCACCACCCCCGCGCGUCCUCGCGGUCGAAAUCCCGCUCUCGACUCUCCGUCCAAUCGCCUUCCGAGUAUUCACAAAAAAGCACAAUCUCACACUAAAAUCCGACGCGUUAACGCUGUUAUGUCAAUUCGUUGGGCGCAAGUGUGGUGCCGACUGGCGAGACUCCGGGGCGGGAGAGAAGCUGCUCGAUGAGGUUGCACGUAGAUGGAAAAGGACGGAGGUCGCCGGCAAGAUUUUGGUGGAUGGAGGCGAGGCUUUGAAGACGGUGCUCAAGGGAAUGGAUGUACCGGCGGCUGCGGACAGGCCGGGGCUUAGCAGGAGUAAUUCGUCGCUGUUGGAGACGGGCGCCGAGAUUCCAAGUAGUAUGCUCAUGGGAGGGGGUGCUGAACCAGAUGUCGAGAUGGCGGAAGAGGAGAGGGAUGAGAUUGAGGAUGGGGUGGAUCCGGCGGAGUUCUUCAAGGUCGUGGAUGCGUUUGACCAGCCAAAGAUUGUCUACAGCGCGGUGAAGAAGAUGUUUGAGCGUGGCCAGAAACCAUCACUAUUCCCACCUCCGGCCGCCAAAACCACGCUCUUCCGUUCUCGAUAUCACACGCUGCACUCCCGACUCCUCCGGAAUGAAUCCUUCCUCGCCCCCACCUACAGCAAAUCCACCGCCUCCGCCCCAACAUCCAACUACAAACUCACACCGAUCUCGGCGUUGCUGGGACGAGCAGGCAAGAAUUUCCUCCUCUUCGGCAUGCUCGGACACUCCCCUUCCGGCACUCUGUCACUCUACGAUCCUACCGGCGACAUUACCCUCGACAUGACUGUCGCCCAACCGGUGCCGGACACCAACGCCAACUGGUUCUGUCCGGGGAUGUUCGUGAUCCUCGACGGCGUGUACGAAGAAGACGGCCGCUUCACCGUGUAUACAGCGCUAUCGCCACCGCCAGAGCGCCGCGAAAUCAGCGCAGACAUCUACGGCCAUGUUGACUUCCUAGGCACGGGGAUAACGCUGGACAUGUCCUCAGCCAACCACGGCGGGCAGCAAGGCCGCAUCAUGCGAAAACUCGAAGCGGCACUCACGCACGUGCAGUGGGUUGCCGCGGGAGAACUCGCCCUCGACGUUCCGCGCACAUUCCAAGCGCUCCGGCAGCUAUUCACGCACUACGCCGACGAUCCGCCCAUGCUAUUCAUCCUCUCGGGGAACUUCUCAUCCAUCCCGAUUGCGCCGGGGGACGCCAACUCGAUCCGGGGGUACAAGGAAACCUUCGACACACUGGCCACGCUCCUCGCCGACUUCCCGGGAAUCUGCACCCAUUCCACCCUCCUCUUCGUCCCGGGGGACAACGAUCCCUGGGCCUCGCACUUCUCGGGCGGCAGCGCAACUGCAUUCCCGCGCAAAUCCGUCCCGGAAGUCUUUCUCAACCGCGUCAAGCGCGUGGCCAAGAACGUCCGCUGCUCGAGCAACCCGUGCCGCCUCGGCUACUUCACGUCCGAGAUUGUGGUGUGCAGAGACGACGUCGUGUCCCGUCUCCAGCGCUCCGCAAUACGCUUCAGCAAGCCCCCCGUGGAGGACAUGGAAAUGGAAGGCGACAACGCCGCCGGACCCACACAGACCCCGACACCGGCCGCAACAGCGGUGGGGACUGAGGAUAUCACCCUCGCUAGGAAACUCGUCAAGACCCUCCUGGACCAGGGACAGCUCUCGCCGUUUCCCGUGUCAAAACGUCCUGUCCUGUGGGAUUUUGCGCCGCAUACGCUCAGUCUCUACCCACUCCCCACAGCUUUAUUCCUCGUCGACCCCUCUACACAGCCGUUCACGGUAACCUACGAGGGCUGCCAUGUAAUGAAUCCGGGCAGGUGUGUGCUGCGGCAUACGGCUAGGUGGAUCGAGUAUGCGCCGGCGAGGGGGAAGGGUGUGGUCAUCGAAGAGGGGUUUUGAGCGUAUGUACUGGGGAUAUGUAGAACCGGUGGAUUUACCAAUAGACGGAUGGAUGGCC